UGAGCAAUUAUUAGCUGCAAAGUGAAGCAGCUGACAACGUAGCAUUUCUUGCCCCUUCUCUCUCUCUCUCUCUCUUUCUCUCUCCUUCAAUCAUCGUCACCUUCAUAAAUCUCUAACUUUAUACUCUCUCUCUCUUCUCUCUCUCUCUCUCUACCCUCUCUCUCUCUCUCUAACAGACACACACAGAGAGACAGACAGACACAGAAACACAUACAAACACACAUCUCGAUUUACAGUUAACUAUUGAUUAUAAUUACGGCAUUCAUAUAUACCUUUUAUUUUUUUCCGUUUUGAUGGUGUCGUUAUCUUAAAUCUUGUCUGCAAAUCGUAAGAUAUAAAAAAAGCAAUUCCACAGUAAUUAUAAGCUCGCAUUCAGCCUUGGCCCCCAAGCAAAAAACCUUUCUUCAAUUCUCAUCAAAACAAUAAUUAAUCAAGGAUACAUAUGCAUUCAGACACAUAGUUGUGUGUGUGUGUGUGUGUUGGAAUUGAUAUCCAGAAAAUUAAUUAAGCCGCCAGCUAUGCAGCAUCAACAGCAGGGAGGAGGAGGAGGAGGAGGCACCGCCGCGGGCGGCGGCGGCGGCGGCGGAGCGGGGGAGAUGAAUUUCGGUACUGAUGAGCAUCAGAAAUUGGGAGAUCUGGGAAUAGCGGAAGCAGCGUCGCCCAUAAGCAGCAGACCUCCGGCGGCGAAUAAUAAUUUUGAAGAAAUGAUGAGAGUGACGGCGGCGGAAGGCGGCGGAGGAGGGUCGGGUAACAGGUGGCCGCGGCAGGAGACAUUGGCACUACUACAGAUUAGGUCAGAAAUGGAUGCUGUGUUUCGCGAUGCCACCCUCAAGGGCCCUCUCUGGGAACAAGUUUCGAGGAAGCUGGCGGAGUUGGGAUACCAAAGGAACGCUAAAAAAUGCAAAGAGAAAUUCGAAAACGUGCAGAAAUAUUACAAGCGAACCAAAGAAACCCGCGGGGGUCGUCACGACGGCAAGAGCUACAAAUUCUUCGACCAACUCGAGGCUCUUAACACUAGUGCUCCUUCUACCACCACCACCUCCGAGAACCUCGUACACCAUCAUCAUCAUCAUAUUCUUCCAAUCACCACCUCAUUACCGCCAGUACUCCGGGAGCCGCCCUCAGCUCCUCCGCCUCCUCCACCACCAUUAUUCAGUACGGUUGGGGUGAGUUUCUCAUCGUCUUCAGACGAAGAGCAAGAAGACGAUGAAGAAAUGGAAGCGGAGUUGGGCGAUGAUAUAAACCUAAUGAUGCGCCGCAAGAGGAAGAGGAGGAGCGGCGGCAAUAGUAGAAGUAGUAGUAGUGAGGAGAGAAUGAUGGAAUUCUUGGAGGGUGUAGUGAAGCAAGUAAUGCAGAAACAAGAAUCCAUGCAGCAGAAGUUUCUACAUGCAAUUGAGAAAAGGGAGCACGAUAGAAUGAUCAGAGAAGAGGCUUGGAAAAGACAAGACAUGGCUAGGCUUGCCAGGCAGCAAGAUCUAAUGGCUCAGGAGCGAUCGAUCUCCGCCUCGCGAGACGCUGCCAUUGUUGCCUUUCUCGAGAAAAUCACCGGUCAAAAAGUCAACCUUCCCCAUCACAACCCCACACCACCACCUCCACCACCACCAACAACUAAUAACUAUUCCAUGCAACAACUGAUGAUUCCAACCGAUAAAAUAACGGAAAAUAGUUCUCGUGAGAUGGUAGUGGCAGUCGUACCGCCGGAAAAACAAAUACAACAACAACAUGAUCAAUUAAUAACUACCGGGGGGACUGGUUCUUCGUCGAGAUGGCCAAAGGCGGAAGUAUUAGCAUUGAUACAGCUGAGGAGUGGGCUUGAGCACAGAUAUCAAGAGACAGGAUUGCCGAAGGGCCCUCUUUGGGAAGAAAUAUCUGCCCGCAUGAAGGGAAUCGGGUACAAUCGAAACGCAAAGAGAUGCAAAGAGAAGUGGGAAAAUAUAAACAAGUACUUCAAGAAAGUUAAAGAGAGCGACAAGAAACGACCAGAGGACACCAAGACGUGCCCUUAUUUCCACGAGCUUGAUGAGUUGUACCGCAAGAAAGUACUCGGAAACACUAGCGGCACCACCACCACCACCACCAUUCUUGGUGGUGCGGCCGCCUUUCCCGAACAAGAGAGGCAUCAACAAGAUGUAGUAGGAAUGAUGUCAUCGGAGGAUAAUAAAAAUGAAUUGCAGGCUUCUUCUACCCUUUUUGGCGAACAAAGUCAGGCUAAUAUCGGAGGAGGCGUAAAGCAGCCAGAAGCCAUGCUAAAGAAGCAACAUAAUCAACAAGGACAAGGAAUAAUCAUGAUGGAGAAUCGUUGUAGUAACAAGAUUAACGGCUCUAUUAAUAAUGGUGAUGAUGAUCUUGAUCGGGAUAUGAUCAAUGAUGAUGAAUACAGUUACGGAGAUGAAAACGAGGAGGAGGUUGAUGCUAAGACAACUGACGAAGAAAUGAAAAUGGCUUACAAGAUUCAGUUUCAAAGACAGAAUAAUAAUAAUAACGUAAGCUCCUCCGGUGGCGAGACACCAUCAUCGAACUCUUUCAUGGCCAUGGUUCAGUGAGUGAUCUUCUUCUCUUGCCAGGCGGCACAACGUCUGACUUCUGCAUUAUCGAAAAUUGUGUUUAUAUAUAUAUUUAAAAAAAUAUAUAUGGAGGCUCACAAAGAAGAGAGGAGCCCUUCUUUUCUUUUCUUUUUUUUUAUUUUUAUUUUUAUAAUUUCGUUCGAAGCUGUUCUCAUCGUCAACAUUUAUUGGACAAAGGACCUUUGUUGGGGGAUGAGAACAUACUUGUGCAUGGCAAUAAUUUGCUGAUUUGUUGAUUUGUUUGGGUUUAAUAAGCUCUCUCAAGAGCAGAUAAUAUAUACACGAAAUUUUCAAUUUACAGAAUUAUAAAGCUUAUAUUUUUUCUUCUUU
This is a messenger RNA of Erythranthe guttata (spotted monkey flower), 2894 nucleotides long. Its product is annotated as trihelix transcription factor GTL1-like. Lineage: Eukaryota; Viridiplantae; Streptophyta; Magnoliopsida; Lamiales; Phrymaceae. The record is from RefSeq and is a predicted model, not a curated record.